CCCCCCCCCCGCUAAUUGAGACGGAGCCAGAUCCCAUCCAGCACACAGUUUAAUUUUCAUGGGGCUCUGGGAUCAAAAGAACAGACACAGCAACAACAAAAGCCCAGUCGCUGUCUGAUUUAAAACUGGCAAAGUGAGAAAAAUAGUGUUGAGUAAACAGACCAAGUUGGCUGGAACCAUUAUAAGUUCUUGGGAGAAGAGAACUGAGUUGGACUUGACAUUGAGGACCGUGUGAAGACAUGGGGAGUUUCAAAGGUCAUGCCCUCCCCGGAACCUUCUUCAUUAUGAUGGGUAUUUGGUGGACCACCAGGUGCAUUCUGAAGUAUGCCUGCAAAAAGCACAAACGGACUUCCUACCUUGGCUCCAAAGUAUUAUUCCAUCGAAUAGAAAUUUUUGAGGGAAUCAUGAUAAUCAGCAUGGCUAUCACUGGCAUGCUUGGGGAGCAGUUUAUCACUGGAGGGCCCCACUUGGCCUUAUAUAACUAUAAAGAGGGCCAGUGGGUCGAACUCCUGAGCUGGCACCAUUUCACCAUGUAUUUCUUCUUUGGGCUGCUGGGUGUGACAAACAUCUUAGGCUUUUUCAUCAAUUCACUUCCCGCCUCCUUAACCAAGUUAAUGUUGUCAAAUGCCUUAUUUGUGGAGGCUUUUAUCAUGUAUAAUCACACUCAUGGCCGGGAAAUGCUGGACAUCUUUGUGCACCAGCUGCUGGUCUUGGCCAUCUUUGUGACAGGCCUGAUUGCCUUCUUGGAGCUCUUCAUACGGACCAAUAUCACUGUGGAACUUCUUCGGACAAGCUUUAUCCUGCUUCAGGGGAGCUGGUUUUGGCAGAUUGGUUUUGUCCUUUAUCCCCCCGGUGGAGGUCCUGCAUGGGAUGCAAUGGAUCAUGACAACAUUAUGUUUCUUACCAUAUGCUUUUGUUGGCAUUAUGCAUUAAGCAUUAUCGUCGUUGGAAUGAUUUAUGCCUUUGUCACUUGGUUGGUUAAAUCUCGACUUCAGAGGUUCUGCCCCUCAGAAGUUGGACUCCUGAAAAAUGCUGAACGAGAACAAGAAUCAGAAGAAGAGAUGUGAUUUUGAU
Molecule: messenger RNA, 1074 nt
Organism: Zalophus californianus (California sea lion)
Lineage: Eukaryota; Metazoa; Chordata; Mammalia; Carnivora; Otariidae
Gene: TMEM45A
Product: transmembrane protein 45A
Exons: 7
Coding region: 240-1067 (275 amino acids)
Source: RefSeq, a predicted model, not a curated record